Messenger RNA from Gigantopelta aegis, 3344 nucleotides. RefSeq lists its product as uncharacterized. Lineage: Eukaryota; Metazoa; Mollusca; Gastropoda; Neomphalida; Peltospiridae. The record is from RefSeq and is a predicted model, not a curated record. Bases 286 to 1620 code for a protein of 444 amino acids. The transcript has 11 exons.
UCAUAUGAGACGGACGUAGAGCUCCUGGUUGCAAGUGAAGAAAACGACAGAAGCAGAAAAAUCCAAGUAACCGAUUUUUUUUUUAAAUAUCAAACGAAACAAACCCUAACACAACGUUGAGAAGGAAUCGAAGUGGACCAGGAAACAAGUCUCGGUAACAUUGAAGAAUCAGAACAAGAAGUAAAGGGUGAACUUUAAGAAAGUGAAAAGAAGGACGUUAGAAGAGCUCUGUGGAGAGAACACGUUAAGACUUGAGUUGAAAGGCGCUCGUGAAGAAAGCCAGCCAUGCAGACGAGGAAGCUGUUGAGUUGGCUGUGUUGUGUGAUGCUCGCCGUCAGCACUAUCGCAGCGCCCGUAUCGGAAAAACACGCAAAAGAAGCGAAAGACACGGCCGAGGUGAAACGGAAUGCGAAUAGGGUGGAAGAUCAAGAAAAGGAACUUGAAAGUUUAGUAGCACUUGCAGAAAAACCAGCGAAAUCAAAUAUGCAGAAUGUUGCCAUUCACAAGAGUCGUGUGGUCCACUACGAAAACACGGAUGGAAAAGAAAUCAAGUCUGAGCAGACGGAAGAGAAAGUUACAGACACGGUGACGGGGGAGAUGUUAUCCGACAUCAAACAGGAAGUUGACACUGGGAAGGACGAGACUGGGAAACCGGAAACUGUGGUGGAGACCAAAGUGGACAUCCCGGGCCAGGACAUCCACAAGUCUUUCUUCAGUACAGGGGACCAGAGUGAGCAGAAUGAGCUGAGUGAGCAGGGCUGGCAGGUACAAGAUAACCUGCACGGCAUUGAAUUCACGCCAACAGCGAUAGCCGAGUAUCUGAUGAAGACGUGGGACUUUGACAACUUCUACAAAGCCCUGGACGAGCUCGUCGACUCGUCAAUAAUGAGUCACGACGAAGCCGAGAAGUACGAACAGGACGUGAUCCGAGAAUACCAGCGCAUCUCCGGCGACUACAACAACGUCAUGGACGAUGUUCCUCCGUUUGUGUCUCAGGGGUUCGGCAUGGCUGACGAGGAGAUUGACAAGAGGACGAUGCCGUACCCAGACGACCUGUACAACGAGUACUACGGAGACGAGAGCCAGGCGGCCGACCAGCUCCAACUGGGGGAGGUGCAGCCAGACAGCGAGGGCGAGCCCGAGACGGUGGAGUCCGCCCUGGACGAGCUGCUCGAGGACUGGUGGGUCCAGGCGUUUGAAGCAGGAGAACCUCGCGCCCAAGCUCUCGUCAAAUACCUCUAUGACGUGGUCGCCCACGACAACAACCCUGAUGACAUGGGGCAGAUCAAAGAACUCUUGGCCGAAAUGCUCGCCAACGCCUUACUCGAGGAUCUCAGCGUUCAAAAAACGUUCGAGGAGCCAAGUUUGAAAGUGAAAGAGACCAAUGAGAAACGAUCACAAGUGGAAGCCACCAAUCAGGAGGAAGAAGACGACACGCCAUCUGAAGAGAUGCAAUCUGGUGGUGAAGUUGCGCUGUCAGGGGAGGAAACCGCAGCAGAACAGCCAAAAGACCAGGAGAAGGAAAACAGUGCGGGAAACGAUACACCCAAAACUGAAGAAAAGACAGAGAAAACAGAAGAGAAACCUGACAAGAAAGCAGAUACGCAGGUGAAGAUGUAAUUACCGACACAGUGACGACGAAGAUGACGUCAUCUGUCUGUUAUCUGCUGUCUGCUACCUUCAGUGUAUUCCAACAUAAAACAAAACAAAAGACAAAAUCGAAGAUCGCCCGCCGAGUGGGUGAACCUAAAAACCGGAGGACAUCUUGACAGUUUGUUUUCGAGUAUGCUGGAACACCGAAUCGAAUGCGCUCCAACUUUCGAUUCGAAUUCUACGUCAUCUCUUUCUGUCUGAUGUCUUUGACUCUCUGCUCAUGUGAUAGAAAAACACGAAGCACAACAAACCCUCUGCACUGACUGGUCACAUUCUAAAUAUAGUAGUAACAUAUAAAUCGUCCUGUGUGUGCUCGCCAUUAGUUCGAGUACUGCAAGGACAGAGACACAGGGCCGUAGGAACCAGGGGUGGAACUGGCAGAGAGCCGGGUAUUUGUGUCCAGCUGAGCAUAACCUCUUCUUUUUGGGCCUACCAUAUUAUUUAAAAACAAAAUAUGUUUGUGCUCCCUACCCCCAUUAUAUCGUAUGUUCCUUGUGUUUGUACGUCCUGGGCACGGGAGGUACAGGUACGGGGGGGGGGGGGGGAUGAGCUCUGCUACUUGACAAACGUAUAAGACACUCGGAUAAUAAGUUAACUAUUUUCAUGAUGAAAAUUAGGCGAAAUCUCACACAGAUCUACACUUAUCAAACUAGCCCCCCCCCCCCCCCCCCCCCCCUAAAACAAACCCUGCCAACUGGCGAUAUAUAUUUUUGCAAGCAGGUCAUUGAUGAUGGUAAUGGUGAAUUAAAGUAAUACCUGACGUCUGGCCAAUGAAAACUGAAGACCAAACCAAACGGACCAAUCGUUAUCAGUUACUUAAAUGCAGAGGGUGUGUUGUGACAACGAGGCUGUGCAUAAAUUACGUUAUAUUUUUGUUGAACAAAGUUAAAUAUACAUAUUUAUAUAUACAUAUAUAAAGAUAUUAUACCAUUCCUUGCUUUACCGGAAGAACAGAAAUAGAAGAAAAAAAGCAGACAAAAAGAACUAUUCUCGUUCCUUACAUUACAUUUAGUUUUGUUUUAUUUACUGGAUAUUUUAGUGAAAAUAUUGCAUUUAUUUUUCUUCCAUAUACACACAAAUGUUACAGAAUAUGUAUAUUGUAAUUUUAUAUUUUAGUAACCGAACGUGUGAUGUGUAAAAUAUUAAUUUUUUCUGCCAAUAUUCUGCUGACGUAGUAAAAUAUCACUGAAGUAGUUAAUAAAUUAUAAACUCUUUAAUCCGUCAUACUAUAUCUGGGAUUCCUUAUUACUAUAUCUGGUAUUCCUUAUUGCUAUAUCUGGGAUUUCUUAUUGCUAUAUCUGGGAUUCCUUAUUGCUAUAUCUGAGAUUCCUUAUUGCUAUAUCUGGGAUUCCUUAUUACAGUUUUCAAAACCCAGUAUCAAGAUUUGUCGCUGUCUCUGCUAGUAACAUGUUAAAACUUGUGGCUGGGAUUGGCGUUAGGUCAAUGGUAAACCGCUCGCCUCUCGUUCUAUAAUAUUUUCCCAUUCCAGCCUAUGUGGAACGACUGCUAUAUUUCUGAAAUAUAUAUUGCCGUUAUUCUAUAGGAUUCGCCGGUCGCUUGUUAUAUCAGAUACCAACAAAACGUCAUUUUUCAUUCAUUUCAUUUCAACUUAUUUUCGUGCUUAUAUCCAAUUAAGGUUCAAGCACGCUGUCUUUGGCACACACCUCAGCUAUCUGGGUUGUCUGUCCAGG